Acipenser ruthenus (sterlet) is the source of this 3195-nucleotide messenger RNA. RefSeq names its product histone H3-like centromeric protein A. Gene Ontology annotation, molecular function: DNA binding; structural constituent of chromatin; protein heterodimerization activity. NCBI's taxonomy places the organism in Eukaryota, Metazoa, Chordata, Actinopteri, Acipenseriformes, Acipenseridae. The transcript has 5 exons. The coding region runs from base 261 to 767 and encodes 168 amino acids. Gene Ontology annotation, cellular component: nucleosome. The record is from RefSeq and is a predicted model, not a curated record.
UUCGCCUCUGUAAUUGGAGUACUUGACUGCUAAUCUUCUGAUUCUCGUUGCUCAUUCGUUGUUGGGGCGGGGCUGGGGGUGACGGUUGGAGGCACGCAUUGUUUGAAUUUGGCAGAACGGUGGUGCUGGAGGUUUGUUUUUAUUUAAAAGUAAGUGAAUAUGUGUUGUUAUUAAUGAAUAUACCGGAAUAAUAAACACAUUCCCGGGCCGGUAAACCUAGACAAGAGUUUCUGUGCUGUGAUUGGCUGGCCAAGGGAACAAUGCGUCACGGCAAGUCGGGAACCUCAAAGAAGCGCAAGGGGACCACCCCCCAGAGGAGGGACCGGUCACCUCCCAAGUCCCCCGCAAGGAGACCCCCGCAAACCCCCCCCAGAAAACCCUCGCCCAAAAAAUCACCUCUGCGAAGAGUGAGUGGUCCCGGCAGCGCUCCUUCCUCGGUGGGCCAAAGCCCUCGUAGGAGGAAGCGGUUCCGGCCCGGCACUCGAGCUCUGAUGGAGAUCCGGAAGUACCAGAAAUCCACCGAGCUGCUGAUCCGCAAGGCCCCCUUUUCCAGACUGGUGCGGGAGGUCUGUCAGAGUGUGUCCUCGCAGGAUCUCAAGUGGCAGAGCCUGGCGCUCAUCGCACUGCAGGAGGCAGCCGAGGCGUUCCUGGUGCGCCUGUUUGAAGACUCGUACAUGUGCUCCAUACACGCCAAGAGGGUCACGCUGUACCCCAAGGACCUGCAGCUAGCCAGGAGGAUCAGGGGGAUCCACCAUGGACUGGGCUGAGACACAGCCCUCUGCCUUGCGCUACGAAGCAACCUGAGGUCACACCUUCAUAAGCAAUUUCACUGUGCGAGCAGCUCAUCCAUAACUAUUAUUAAACACUCGCUGCUGAAACAAGCUUUAUGAAUAGAGCUGCACAAAUCUGUGAUUUGAAUCAAGAUCACCACACAUGAGGAUCAUUGGUGUUGAUUGGGCUAAUUUACCAUUCAGAAUGAAACGAGUGAAGAGACGAGUAAGAAAAGCAGUGAUCCACACAAACCCAAGCAGUAGUUUCGUCACUUGUUUCACUUUGAAUGACAAAUGAGCCCAGUCGACACCGAUGACCCUCUGGAGAGCUCAAUCCUAAUAAUAAAAUAAUUGGUUUGUGCAGCACUAAAAUUCAGUGACAAAGCUUAUCAACUGGAGGUAUAGAAAGACUUCCUGUUGAGACAUAGUCAAAUUCAGAUUCAAAACUAGUCUUGUGAAAAUUGCUUACAAGUCCCCUGUACAAUUAAAUGCUUGAAGUUGUCUGGUUUUACAAAGUCUGUACCUUCAAAUUUUAUUAAGUCUUUUAAAUAUAUAUAUAUAUAUAUAUAUAUAUAUAUAUAAUCCAUCCCUUACUAAUGUUAUGGCGUUUGCAGUCCUUCUGAUGCUCCUCCAAUAUUGAUUUCUUAUAAUUGUAUUCUAAAUGUGGCGCUGCGUUUGACUGUAGAAUCAAAGUGCCAGGCACUGAACAACCUUUCUCAUUCCAUUCAAAUCAUGUGACUUAAUCCAGCCCUGCCUACUCUACAUGUAUACAGAGAAUAGAUAGGCAGAGCAGAGUUAAAAGGUCACACUGUCAUGUGAUUUGAAUGGAAUGAGGAAGGCUGUUCAGUACCUGGCACUUGGGGUUCUCCAGGCAAGCUCAAAGGCAGAUAAUUCUAAGAACUCAUUAUUGGAGCAACAGAACCCAGAGCCCCUCGGAAUGAUUGUAAACACCACCAGACUUUUGAUGUGUUUAUGUAUAUAUGUUCUAGAUUAAGCUGUGUACUCUUUUAAUGUGAUGCAGAACAGUGCUGUUUUUAAUAAUGGUGAACUCUGUCUUCCUGCUGUCUUGAUCUACGGCAGUACCGUAAAUCUGUUUUGUAGCAACCGUUAAAGAAACUUCAAUUCAAUGACAAGCGUUUUGAAAUCUUCAAUCAAAUUAAGGUGUAAUUAUCAAUCUACUUCUUAAUGAAAUAGCUGACCGGUAAUAAUCAAUGCAUUGAGGACACUUAUUCAAAGCAAUGUGUUACUCUUUCAAUACUACUGAAAGCAUGAAUGAUUGGGAUUGCUAUAUAUAUAUAUAUAUAUAUAUAUAUAUAUAUAUAUAUAUAUAUAUAUAUACACACAUUAAGAGAACUUUAUUAUUAAACAGUGACCAGCAAAAAAACAAACAAACAAACUGACAACGUGCAUGUGCUGGUAAUAUAAUAUUCAGGUGAGGGAGGCUCCAAUCACCGGGAGAUUAAUCAAUCCUUGAAUUCUUUUUAAUUGAGGCUUGCAAAAUAAAAGCUAUGUCAAGCAGUAAUGGAUGUUGCAUCUAUACUUCUAGUCAAAAUGUUUCACGUUGAAUUCAUAUGCUUCUUCCCAUGUCACAUCUUACAGCUAUGGACAAAAGUGUGCCAUCACCUAGAAUUUUAGGAUUGAAACAUAAUUUAAAAAAAGUAUAUGAACAGAAUUGAUAUUUUAUUUAACAUCUUAUAAUCAAAGAAACUACAAAAUGAUAUCGCAAAAGUCUACCGGGAAGCCAUAAUAGUAGUACAGUAUUCCAUGUUAGAUUUUGAAAUGUCACAUUUUUUAGUUUGUCAGUUUUUAGUUCAGUAUAUGGAAAACUACAAAGCGGUAUGUCAUUUAAUAUGUUAACAGAACAUUAUUCAGUAGGUUUCAUUUGACUUUACAAAGCAAAAUUAGUUAAUUCUAUAAUGUUGGCCAUCGCUAUAGACAUCUGUAUCAUAAGUAAUCGUUGUGAAUGUGGGGUGUUUUUGAAGUCUGCAGUUGCUUUUGUGGAUCCUCGAUGGUUAUUCAGAGGAUCUGGAAACUGGUAUAAAAAUAUCAGUCUUAACUGAUGAAUUCUUGUUUAUAAGAGAGGGAUAUUGUUAGAAUCAGGGGUUUUAAUGAAUUCAGUGGUAAAUGGAUUAAUUGAAGCUUAUAACAAGCACGACCUGUGUCUGUAGUCGUGGUAGGCACUGAAUUCUGAAUGAAUCAAAACUGUUGUCAAAUAGCAAUCCAAUCAAACACAGCUGUUUAUUGUUUUAUAAACUCAACUGAUAUGAGGAGGCAGACUUCCCAAGGAAGACAGUGAGUCAUGUUAUUUAUUUUAAAAUAAUAAAUACAUUGUAUGUGUUCUGCAUCAUUUUAAUGUACUUUUUAAAUGUUUAUCUUUAAUAUUGAUUUUUUUUUUUUGCAAAUGAAUAAAGAAUAUUUACUUUAA